Poecilia latipinna (sailfin molly) is the source of this 3080-nucleotide messenger RNA. RefSeq names its product dickkopf-related protein 3-like. NCBI's taxonomy places the organism in Eukaryota, Metazoa, Chordata, Actinopteri, Cyprinodontiformes, Poeciliidae. Gene Ontology annotation, cellular component: extracellular region. Bases 2187 to 2792 code for a protein of 201 amino acids. The record is from RefSeq and is a predicted model, not a curated record. Gene Ontology annotation, molecular function: receptor antagonist activity; co-receptor binding. The transcript is spliced from 5 exons. Gene Ontology annotation, biological process: negative regulation of canonical Wnt signaling pathway; multicellular organism development.
AGACAUAAAAACAUAAUAACUAGGGUGGUAUAAUGUUGUGCAGUCGGAUCCCUUUGAGCUCCUUUUCACAAACAUACAAGUUGCAGCUAACGUGUUUGUCCCGAGCGAAAACCGUUGCAAAGUCCAGUGUUUUGUCUGGUGUUAGUCUUCCUUUUUGGAGUUUUGCUACUUAUAAAAUGCAGUUUAUGUUAAGAAAGUUGGAGUGGACAAAACAUUUGUGAGGUAUUUUGCAAAUGCCAGACAAUUCAUUGGUGCAAGGCGAAACUGGUUCUUGUUGCGGACUAAGAGUAAAGUGGGAUGACACUGGGAGUCAAUUCUUCCCCAGUGUCAUAGCAUCUUAAUGGUAAUUGUAAGUUGUUGAGAGCUGUCCACAGGGGGGCAAAGGUCCAUUACAAUGAAGAGAUGUCAGCUUAGCCAUUGUUUCUUUUAGUCCUAAAUGCGACUCUGACAGCGAUGUUGAUUCUGACAGUUUUUACAUUCAUUACAAGCGUCAUUAGCAGAGUCAUUAACCCUGAGAGGAAAUAUUGACCACUGACUGGAGACCCUUAUCCGUUCUUAGAAUCUAGUAAUAAAGCUUGUAAAUAGUGACUACAAAUGUAAGUUUGUAAGAACAUAAGUGUGGAUAAUGUUAAUUACAUUGUGGUUCUUAUCCAGCAAAACAUUGGGCUUAUACUCCUGCUUUCUUUACAAUUUAAGUAAAUGCAACAAUGUACUUUAGAUAAGUGUGUUAUCUUGCCCCCACACAGAUUUGCAUACAGCAAUCGUCGAUGUUGUACACAUAAUAAAAGAAAGGGCAGCCAGCUGAGGCAUUAGUGUAAGAACCAAAGACGAGAUACUAAAUGUUUCUGUCUGAUACGUCCUGUCUGACACUCAGACCAUGUAAAUUCAAAACUACAAUGGAUGAAAACAUUGAAUACUAAUUAUUUAGUUAGAGAAUUAGUUAAAUUAUAACCAGCCUUGUCCCUACGGCUCACACUUGAUCGAAAUACACAAAAACUGCAAUAAACGAGUUCCACAUGGGCACUGAAAUCCCCAAAUAAAUAAAAAAUAAGUGUGAAAAUAAAUCAAAGUCAAAAGUUGUUUGCAGUGCAAUAACAUAAGACAUAUGUAGAAUAGCAUCACGUGUGUAAUCUUGAAGCUGAUGGUCUACAGCAGCAAGAAGACCACACCGGUCGCGACUCUUGUCUAGUGAGAACAGGAAAGCAAGUCUAAAAUUCACACAGUGUCAAACAUUUAGCGGUGACAAAUAUGGAAAACUGCUGCCUGGUAAUGCAAGUUUCAAUUUCAGCCGCACCAUUCAGAUGGUCAGGAAUGGUCAGAAUUUGCAGUAAACACCAUAAAAGCAUAUUCUAAUGGCUACUUACAGAAAAAAUAUUCACCAUCUCACUCAGGUGAGCACUUUUGACAUGUAGUGGAAUGUGAAAUUUGUAUUAUGGAUGUAAAUCAGAUAGAUCUGUGACGCUGUCAUUUCAGUGUGGAGAAAAGUCUCAGACCAAUGUUUCUUUCUCCCUGCUGAAUCUAUAUGAAAGACGAUACAAAUGCAGUUUUUUUUUUUUUUUUAGCAAACAUAUAUGUACUUUCACACGUAUGCUGGAAACGAACCACUGACAGCAGAGUGAACUUGCCAUCAGUGGUAUAAGAAGUAAAAUGUGUAACAUCCUAUCUCGUCCAACAUAGAAUAUUACAUACAAAGCUCUCAACAAAUCUUGACACUGCAACAGAAAUAUAGAGAGCAAGCAUUUUUCUUUGCCUGAUUGUGCUUGGAAGAUUAUUUAUUAUGUAUGAUGGAUGUGGUUAUACUGUCUCCACGGCCAAUUCAAUAAGCAGGUCUUAAUAUUUCUGUAACUGGUCCAAAAUGGGCUCGAUGAAAUAAAAAUAUUGCCCACUGUUGCUCUGACUGAUAGUCAGGGUUUUAGGAAUAUAAAAGCUUUUGGUAAUUUAUUUAUUUAUUUUUCAUUUUCAUAUCCUUUUCAUAAAACGUUAACCCCAUGCAGAGUAAAGGAUUAUGUUGGCUGAACAAAUCCUGCGGCCAUUGUUUGCAGCUCUGGAUUUACAAGCUGCUGUCGAUGCUAGGCCCAGAAUCAAUUGUAAAUAUUACGUAAAGUUAUGAAAUCACAGUUUGAUGUUAAGCCAGGGGCCCCGUGUGUUAAAACGGCACAGGAAUGGAAGGGAUUCUCUAAAAAGAAAUGUAUAAAAUGCUUGGAACUUCCAUUUUGUUUGCCCCGAUUUUAAAGGGCUGUCCUUUCAGAUGCCAAAUGGGACAAAGUCCAAAGGAAGCCUGCUCUGCUGCAGCAGAAUUUACAUACGGAGCUAAAGUUCUUCGAGAGAACUCUCCUGUGGCCAAAGAACUCACAACUGUGUGCGACAGCGACAGAGCUUGUGGACGCGGUUUCUCGUGUGAUCGUCACUUUGGUCUCUGUGUGCCUUUACGUGGAGAGGGUCAGUACUGUCGGAGGGACACUCAGUGUGUCCGUGGACUCCUCUGCAUGUUUGGGAAGUGUCACCGCAGCAUUCCCAAUGGACAAGAGGGCUCCAGGUGUAAAGCUGACAGAGACUGUGGGCCUUCGAUGUGUUGCGCUCGACAUCAUGGCGAGACGGUGUGCAAAAAGCGCCUGGCUCGCAAAGAGAGUUGCUAUGUUCCCGAUGGCGGCCUGGCGUUCAGCAUCAACCAGAUCUGCCCGUGCAAGGAAGGUCUGCUGUGUCGGGAAGACGGCAGACAGAACCGCAGAGAGAGGGACUUUACCUAUCAACCAGAACGGACGAGAUGGACCUGCCAAGGGUCCAAACCUUAACAUAAGGCCUCCAGAUUAAAUCUAUUUAUUAUGUAAAUAUGAUGUGUACAGAAUAAAUGUUUGUAUUUCCAUGUGCUGUUUUGAAAGAUGCCAUUAGAUUAAUGUAGUGAAUAUCUAGAAAAGCACUACUCUGCUCUGUGUAGCUGGGUUGAACUAGGCUUCAGUCUCAUAAAACAUCUUCUUUGUGUAUUUAGUGAUGUUUUCAUUGGGAAAAAAAAAAAAAAGUGUGGUAUGUAUUUGUAAUCAGACCCCGAUUAAAUAUUUUGUGGAAAAACUUUUCGUGACAGA